AGAAGGAGGAGGUGGAACAGUAAGAGAGACUGAGACACGUUUACCUCACUCCAGCAGGACAGCAGGUGCCAGGCUCGCUCGUCCAUGUGGUCUCGGCAGCAGCUCCGAGGCCAGCAGCUGCCUGCAGAGCCCAGGACAGGAGUCUGAUGUUGGGGUGAGAGAUCCUGCCAAUGCCCCCUGACCUCUCAUCAGCCCGCCUCCUUGACUGGAAAUAUGCUAUAGCCGCCUGACAGCCAAUCAAAAUGAUGGCCUCGGUGGUUGUCAGGGGCGCCCGGAAGAAGUCUCUCACGUUGAGAGGAGUGGACCCGGAGACCUGCAUGAUCGUGUUUAAGAACCACUGGGCACAGGUCGUGAAGAUUCUGGAGAAGCACGAGCCGGGUCGCAGCGGCGCUGGGGCGUUGAGUUUCCUCUCGGGUCACGCUAGCAGCCCCAGCGGCUCUGGAGCGCUACGCCUCGGCCCCAUCCCGGCUGACGAAGCCAGCGCCGUCCAGAACUAUGUGGAGCACAUGCUCUUCCUGCUGAUGGAGGAAGACGCAGGGCAAGGAGGAGCAAUGGGUCCGAUCCUGGAGUUUGUGGUUCUGGAGGGUGUGAUGGAGAGGUUGUUCCUGUGGAGCCUGAGGAGGCAGUUUACCGAGGACAUGAAGCUGGAGCAGCUCCGGAUGUACCAGAUGCUCCUGUCUCAGGCCAAACAGCCUCUGCUGCAUCACAAGCCUGUUCUCCGUCCGCUCAUGAUGCUGCUGGCCUCGUGUGCCGGAGCCGGAACCGACAGCGGUGGCGUGGUGGAGGCGGAGCUUGUCCUCCUGCUGAACCAGCUGUGUGUCGCUCUGGUCAAAGAUCCCUCAGUGCUGGAGCUGUUCUUCCACACCAGUGAGGACCAGGGAGCCGCCAACUUCCUCCUGUUCUCCCUGCUCAUACCAUACACACACAGACAGGGUUCAGUGGGUCAACAGGCCCGAGACGCUCUGCUGCUCAUCAUGUCUCUGUCGUCCUCCGAGCCUCGAGUCGCCCAGCACAUCGGAGAGAGCACAUACUUCUGUCCUGUGCUGGCCACAGGUCUGUCUGGUCUCUACUCGUCUCUUCCAGCCAGGCUGCAGGUUUACAGUGAAGACUGGCACUGUCUGGACCAGGCUGAUUGGCAGCAGGUUCCAGCUCUCGUCCACCUCCUGCAUUCACUGGACUUCUGUGGUGCUGUCACCAAGGUCGCUCAUCCCUCCAUCAGGUCUCAGUUGCUCAGUUACAUCUACAACGGCUUCUUGGUUCCUGUUCUGGCUCCGGCUCUGCACAAGCUGACGGUGGAGGAGGUGAUGACCACCACGGCGUACCUGGACCUGUUCCUGCGCUCCAUCUCCGAGCCCGCCCUCCUCCAAACCUUCCUGUCCUUCAUCCUGCUGCACACGCACGACAACGUGCACAUCCUGGACACGCUGGUCAGCCGGGUCAACACGCCGUUCCAGCUGGGUACAGUGUCUCUGGCUCUGUUCAGGACUCUGAUUGGUCUGUUCUGUGAAGACGUCAUGCUGCAGCUGGUGUUCAGGUAUCUGAUUCCCUGCAGCCACCUGAGCAGGAAGCAGCGCUCCUCCUUAAAGCAGAGGGACUGUUCCUCCACCAGCGCCGCCUCCUUCCUGCUCCUCAUGCCCUCCUGGUGUCCCGUGUACCUCCACAGCACAAACACACGCUCACACUCUGAACACAUCCACUUUCCCAAAGGAGCAGACCUGUCAGUGUCGGACAGUGUCGGUUACUGUCGAGGUUCCGAUUUCCUGAUGGAUGUAAACUACCUCCACUACCUCUCCGACGCUCGCCAGGCCAUCUCCGCCUCCCACAGGGCGUGCCGGCUCUGGUCGGCCCCAUAUGACGGGAUCAACCCUUCGUGUGACGAUAACCGAUCCGACACACCAGGGGGCGACGUAGAUGAAGAGGAGGAAUUUGUACAGCGGGUCAAGAGUGACUCCAUCUGCUCUUUGGUCACCACUCCUCCCCCCUCUGCCCUCUCCCCCACCCCCUCCUCCUCAGAUACCGUCUCCACGGGCAACCAGACAGGAAGGGCCGGUUCCGCUCUGGAGCUGGAGUGGGACGACAUUUUUGAAGAUGACGAUCUCUCUUCAUCAGUGAUGAUGAACUCAGGGUUUGCCAACGGCGCUGUGACUCUGGGUCCGCCUCCUCCUUUACCUCCGCAGCACAUCCAGGAAAUGCGACUUAGUGCGAUCAAGUUGGUGCACGGCUCGUACGUAGAGGAGUCCGAGUUUCAGGACGAUGUUCUCGUCUACGAUCUAGUCGCCCAGAAGGACACAAAGGCGGCCAUGUUGGAGCGAAUCAUGGCAGCGAAUCGACUGGCACGAGGAAGCACCUCACAUUGUCGGCUAGCGCCAACGGCAGUGACAACGUCAACGAUCACAACAAUGUUAACGCAAACAGGGAGAACGGUGAUGGAAACGGUUAACAGCAUUAUGUCGACAAGGAGGAGCGAGGAUGGAGAGAGGGAGGAAUGCCGGAGGGAGACUGGGAGAAGGAGGGAGGAAGAAGAAGAAGACGAGAAAAUCAGGCCUGAAUCACAAGGAGAGACGAGGGGACGUAAGGUUUUCACCAACGGUUUCAAUGUAAAGAAUCACAUCAUCAACGAAUGCGAUGAUGCUGAUGAAGAAGGCCAGUCGUUAAAGAGAAGCUGCAACCAGAGUGACCUCACAACUAACACAACUGUCAAUCACGAGCACACAACACAACAACAGCUCCUACGUCACAACAACCAAAAUACAACCACUCUACCCAAUGGCCACGAUGGAUCUGAGCCACAUUACACAACCACGUCUCCAGGUCUGCCUGAUAACAAAGUGAAGAACGGCUUCCUGUCCCAGUACCAUGACCUCAUGCUCUCCCUCGGGGUGGAGCCGGACUGCGAUGACAUGGCGGAGGACAUCGGCACGUUCAGAAGGCGGGUCCGAGCGCUCAGGCAAAAACUGGUGGAGGAGGAAGAGGGGCUCUUCCAAGACUCAGGUAUCAGUUCAUCGUGGGAUGACGGAGAGGUGGAAGGAGAUGAGGAGGAGGAGGCGAUGGAGGAGGUAGAGGAAGGAGAGGAGACAAAAGGCAGCAGGAGGAAUGGAGUUCCAUUUACAGGUCCGUUCAUCAGCGUCCUGUUAUCUCGGCUCGAGAACGUUCUGGAGAACUCCAUCGCUGUGAACCUGCUGGUGACGGGCAUCUUGGCCCAGCUGGCGUCGUACCCACAACCUCUGCUGAGAGGCUUCAUGCUGAGCACCGACACAACGCACACUCAGCCCAACGUACGCACUCUGUACCAGGUGUUGGUGUCGGUUCAUGCUCAGGUUGAGCGCUACGUGGCGGCCAGAGCAGAUUAUCCAGCGCUGGUGACUCAGGCCUGGAGGUUCUUGUUGGUGAAAGACCAGGACAGCAAGUUUAGAGAGUGCCUCGAGUCUCACGGCGGCGAUACCCUCCUGGACCCGUCCCUCCCCAACGGCUCUGUGAGAAACGCUCUGGCUCUGCCUCCUCUCGGCGUCCUGCCGCCCUGCCCUCCGAUCCCCCCCCAAGCCAAGAGCCGAGUGUUCGCCAUCGUCCUGUUCGCAGAGUUCCUCAAAGAGCUAGCCGCCAUCGCCCAGGAGCACAGCGUGGCACUGGACUGUUCUCCCGAGGAGUAAUCAGAGGAGAGUUGCCUGAGAAAGUGCCACUGAUGUGCCCGUGAGCAAGGCACUGCUGACAACCUCAAACAGAGGAAGUGAUACACAGCCAGCAGCAGAAGACGGGGGGGCUUUCUAAAAGUCCCAAAGCACAAGACAUGCAACACAAACUAUACCACCACAUCAUGUGAGUAAAUUAUAUUGAUUUCAUGCAUAAACUUGUACAUUUGUAUAUAUUCCUGGCAGCACUUGAAUAUCCCCCCCCCCAUGUGAAUAUGUUUGAUGAUUUAUGCUGAUGAAAAUAAUUUGAUGGGGCAUAUGUUGAAGAUAAAUAAUAUUCAUUGUCUAAAUGUUUGUGUGGUCAGUGAAAAUAGUUUCUACAACUGUUUCUGAAAUAUUUGUCUGUCCUAUUUUUAAAAAGAAAAGUACCUUAUUCCAGCUGAUUCAACUGUAAUGGUGAAAUGAAGAGUUUGUUGUGUUGUGUCUUUAUAUACACAAACACAAACACUACACAGUGAUGACAAUGCCUUACUUCAACACACUAAGAGAUUUCCGUGCAAUACACGCGAUGUGCAAGUUGUGUCUUGUCUCAUUUGCACUUGUAUCAGUUUGUGAUUCGUUGUUUUUAAUGUUAAUUGUGUGAUUUCAGUCUGUUAAUGUUUGUCCCUGUUUGUUUGUUUUUUUUACUUCACCGGUUACGUUUGAAAGAAGGCAAAUCUGACUUCCUGUUUGCAUUGGCUUCACUUUACCUGAGCUCCAUCCAACUGAGAUCUGUGUUCUCACUUCCUACAAUUUUUUACACCAACGAGGACACUGUGUUUUUUAAUUCUCAAACUUAUCGAUGGAAAACGUAAUCACUGUAUCUUUAAACGAAGCCGAACUCAGAAGUUCAUCCGACUCUUUUUUCCCUGGUUGUAAACACUACCGCCCUCGUCACUACACAAACCAUCAUUAUUACAUUGUUAUUAUGGGAUGGACGAAUCUGACUGGACUCUGAAGCAGUACGUCUCUCAGCCCAUCCUGUUGAGGGUCAAUGCUGCCAUCUGCUGGUGAACAACCACUGGAGGAAAUUAUGGUAUUAAG
Molecule: messenger RNA, 4709 nt
Organism: Limanda limanda (common dab)
Lineage: Eukaryota; Metazoa; Chordata; Actinopteri; Pleuronectiformes; Pleuronectidae
Product: FHF complex subunit HOOK-interacting protein 1A-like
Exons: 18
Coding region: 243-3647 (1134 amino acids)
Source: RefSeq, a predicted model, not a curated record